This is a messenger RNA of Hyaloscypha bicolor E, 1077 nucleotides long. RefSeq lists its product as uncharacterized. The record is from RefSeq and is a predicted model, not a curated record. NCBI's taxonomy places the organism in Eukaryota, Fungi, Ascomycota, Leotiomycetes, Helotiales, Hyaloscyphaceae. The transcript has 4 exons. The coding region runs from base 1 to 1077 and encodes 358 amino acids.
AUGACACAAGUCAUCAACGACGAAGAUCGGACACGCCAAUUGGUAUCGAUCUCGGGAUAUGAUGGCAGAGCCUCCACCCUCUACGAGGAGCACGAGAGCGUCACUACGGCAACCCGCAUUCAGGUCGACGAAGACUAUCCGAAUGGCAAUGGUUCAGCAGAUGAGGAGGUCAGAGGUCGAGAAGUUCCGGCUCCGGCCCUGCCAGCAUAUGAGAAACUUGCGCAGCGGAAUCCUAAACCUACCGAGCACCUUUCAAUCACACUCGGGCCCCCCAUGAUCAUAUUGUUCGACAUUGUGGUGCCAUGCAUUAUAUAUUAUGUAUGGUACGAUAUCCAUCGAUCCCAGUGGGAGGAAGAUUGUCGCGCAUAUACUGCUCGACGGGCAACUUGCCCAAUCGAAAAGCCCGAAUUCGACGACCACAUCCUUGGCUAUGCUGUUGCUUCCUUUGGAAUAGGGGAGCUUUAUAUCUUGAUUGCACGGGUCGCUCGACUUCUGCGAUACAGGGACCAGUGUGCUCCCUUGUUAUCACGCUCCAAGUGGGAGCUUGAUGCAACUUCUUGGGUGUACGGCGUUGCUAUGAUCAUGGCUUUGAUCCCAUUCGUCGUCGGUAGCACAACGGAAAUCCCGCGGCUCUAUCUCUACUCCCCGGGUUUCCUCAUGGCAUUUCUCGGUAUAAUAAUGCUCGUCACUCUUAUUCCGAUCAAAAUCCCCAUCGGGAUUAACUCUCAUCCGAGAGGGACUCGAAUGCGGCCCUUCAUUUACUACGCCGCUGAGGAUUUCAUUGCUGUCGAUGGUCUCCAAGAUCGUGAAUUCCGAGUACGAUAUAACGCCCGAUAUGAUUCGUCCAAGGCUUUCAGACGCAUGUUCCUCGUCCUCACUUUUUGGUGGAUAACAGGAGUCCUGGUAUAUCUUGGCUGCCUGUCCGCAAUCAUCUGGACUCUCGAGUUUCACUAUGCAUUUGGGUCAUCACUUGGUGUUCUGUUUGCAUAUAUCGUAGUUUGGGCGUCUAUAUCAUAUUUUUGGGUGAACAUGGAUAUUGAGCGGCAACGAAAAGCUUACGAAGUAUCUAAGUGUUAG